This is a messenger RNA of Ceraceosorus guamensis, 4284 nucleotides long. Its product is annotated as kinase-like protein. Gene Ontology annotation, biological process: protein phosphorylation. The record is from RefSeq and is a predicted model, not a curated record. Lineage: Eukaryota; Fungi; Basidiomycota; Exobasidiomycetes; Ceraceosorales; Ceraceosoraceae. Gene Ontology annotation, molecular function: ATP binding; protein serine/threonine kinase activity. The coding region runs from base 437 to 4063 and encodes 1208 amino acids. The transcript has 4 exons.
CGACACUCAGACUCGCGACCUGACUUGCUUGAACUCGACGCUUGAGGACUCAUCAGCUGCUCGCGAACAUCUGAAACCGACUUUCGACCAGUCAUCUUGGUCGCAUCCCACGCUUCCUCGAACCUGCUACACAUCACCUCAUCAUACACAAAUACCCACAUUCUCCAAUACCCAGGUCUCAAUCUUGCACACGACCAUCCUCUUGACUCCAGCCAUUUCGUGAGCUGGCUGAGGCGCGACACUUUGGCCAGAGCAUCGCGCAUCGGCACCCUUCCAUCGACUCACUAGCUCAUUGGGUUGUGCAGCGCCGCUUACUUUGGCCACAGCAUCGCGCAUCGGCACUCUUUCACCGUUUCACCAGCUCAUCUGGCUGCCCAUCUGGAUCUUUGGCUAGAGCUUAGUGGUCUGCUACAGCUUGGCUUGGACAGCGUUCAAGAUGCCGGCCGUCACUUCGCCGCCAGCGACGAUCUCGUCCCACGGGUCGUCCGGCAAGAAGUUCUCCACAAUCACAGGCCAAGGUCAGUACUCCAAUCGAAGUAACACCUCGGGCGCAGGUGGUCUGGGCUCGAGACAAAGCGUCAAGGGUCUGUUCGACCUAGGCAAUGCUUCCAAGGCUGGCAGCAACCUGACAGCGUCCAAAAGCGCGGCAGCCACGGCAGCGGCCUCGGGCGUGGGCCCGGCCGCUGCUGCUGCCAUCAGCAGAGAGGAUGGCAUUUGGAGUGUCAGCGUUGCUGAAGCUCGCGACAAGCGCCAAGAGCCCGUCACUUCGAAGCGCAGCAGCAGGCAGGGACCGCCAAAGCCAAGCAUUCCUGCGUACACGCUCUACAUCACCAACCCAACCCACAACCUCACCCUGCUUCGAAAUGUGGUGGAGAUCGGCGACUUGGACGCAAAGCUACGAGAGGCCAUCCCCACUUCCGGUAGCUCCAAAACUUUGCCAGCGCUUCCUGCCCUUCCGACUGUGGCGCAAAAUUCCACUUCUGCUUCUCAGCCUAAUUCGCGUAGAAUCCUGCAGACCAUCUCUCGAACACUCUCACCUGGGGCCAAUCGUAACCGGGAGAGAUCCGCGCUAUCGAACCUGACGGGAAUAGCGAGUCCAAAGGGCGAGAACGGUGCUGCCCAGCUGGCGCCUGUGACACCCACCAAGUCAGGCUCGCCCGCUGAUGAGAAGGGUCAGGGCAUUCUCGGGGCCACGACUCCUACAUCGCCGGGCAACAUUCCCUCAACACCUGUCGAGAAGGCCUCGGACGCACACAACAUCACGACGAAGCUCGCCACGUACUUUACUACCAUUUCAAACAUACCCGCCGUGCGCAAACACAAAGCCUGGCGGCGAUUUGUGCGAGUUGGCUCGGAUGACUUCGAGAGCGUGCGAGUCGAACGGAGAGUGAGAAAGGUGCGGAGCGACUUGGCGGAGCACGUCAAGGCGACAGUCGCGCCGACGAACACCAACGUGGGCCUGGCAGCUCCGCACGGCCGACCCUCGGUCGGGGACGAUGGAGGUCGCACAGAGGACGAAGCUGAUUCCCAAAGCGCCAGUGGUCGAUCAGCCAUCUCUCGACCCCCAUCUCAAGCCGCUUCGCAACGCAACAGCGUGGUAGGUGUACCUCCUUUUGUGCCGUCUCGAACGAGCUCUGCGGCCCCCUCUAACGACUCAGACCACGCCCGUGAUGUGGGUCGCAAACCUUCAAGCUUUGCCAACAUUCCGGAAGAACACGAGAAGCCCGACUCUGUUCAUGCCAGCUCCUCGAGCAAGACGCAGAGAACAAAGGAUGCUUCUGCACAGCAGACAGGCCAGGCUGAGAACAGCAAGAGCUCCAACAACGCUUUGAGUGCGCCAGCUGGAAAAGACACCAAGCCCGAACGCAAGCACAGGAGGGUGCGCUCCGAGCAUAAAGACAAAGACAAAGUCACAGUGGAUGACUUUGAGAUGAUUCGCGUACUCGGCAAAGGUUGCGCUGGCAAGGUACUUCUGGCUCGUCACAAAGCCAGCGACGGCCUCUUCGCGAUGAAAUCCAUCCACAAGCGUCAUGUACUCGCCCAUCAGGAGCUGCAGCACACACUCACGGAGCAAGCAGUCUUGAAGCGCAUGGCCAAUGAUGUGAUCGACCCGUUUGUAGUGAAGCUGUGGUGGAGCUUUCAUGACAAGAACAAUCUCUAUCUGGUGAUGGAUUUCCAUCCGGGAGGCGACCUUGCCACGCAGUUGUCUCGCUGGGGCAGACUUGGACGCGACAGGGCGCGCUUCUAUGCAGCAGAGAUCGUAGAAGGCGUCGAGGGGCUGCACCGCGCCGGCGUCAUCUACCGUGAUCUCAAGCCCGAGAAUGUCCUCAUCGGCGCUGACGGCCACAUCGUGCUGUCCGAUUUUGGUCUGUCCAAGGAGUUUCCGGUCCAUGGCGAAGAUGGUGCACGCGCUGGGUCCUCGACGCCCCCACCUGGCUCGCCUAAGCGCUCCCACUCUAGUGCUCAAAUUAGCGGUGGCAAAGCUCACCAGCCGCACUGGAUGUCAGCUUCAGACGACGGUGCAGCCACGGCCUCUGACGCCUUUGCAUCUCGUGGUUCAAAAGCACGCUGGGCGGACGACCGGGACACGACCACGACGUUUUGCGGCACCGCAGAGUAUCUAGCUCCAGAGGUCAUCCAAGGAGGCGCCUACUCUUACGAAGUUGACUGGUGGAGCUUUGGCACGAUGCUCUUCGAGAUGUUGACCGGCAUUACGCCUUUCUGGGCGGAGACACAUGCUGACAUGUACGUGCGCGUGCUGCACGACGAGCUCAAGUUUCCAGACGAUCGUGUGCUUGACCAGGACACGAAGAGCGUUCUACGAGGGCUCCUUCAGCGCAACCCCAUGCUGCGUAUGAAGGAGCCACGCAUCAAGAAGCACCCUUACUUUGCCAUGAUCGAGUGGCAACACGUCUUCCACAAGCGAUACAUUGCACCAUAUAUUCCGCCAAUCGACCCUGACAAUGAGGCGGAUACUCAGAACUUCGACGAAACGUUCUUGGACAUGCAACCAGUUGUAAACGGCGCGGAUGAUGAUCCCUUCGAGGAGGGCUCCGUGUCGAACCAAGCAGCCAUGGCUGGCGAUGCGUCUGAUGAUCGGCCACCAGCAGAUUCCGCCGGCGUAGGCGAUGUCGGAGCCGACAAGUCUGGAGCCGCUGUGAAGACCACAGGGGCAGACGAGAAGUCUCUCUUCGAUGGAUACUCGUUCCGAGGUCGCCGUGACUCAGAGGCCAUCUCCUCAAUAUUCUCCAGCGGACCCAGCGAGGAAUUAGAGGAGAACGCUGUCGAGAGCGAGGACGACGAAACCGCGGCGCGCAAUGCGGUCGCGGCCCUUGCGCAUCUCGAGAGCGAGGCGAGCGGCGACGGCUCGACAUCUAAUGCUUCCACCUCAACGCAGCCGACUUCGAUCGCUUACAGCCGUGAGCGAGCGGCGAAUGCGACAGGUGGCACCGGUAGCAGUGAGGGACACGACUCGGUCACUCACAGCAACAAGAGCCGCACCGCGCUAUCCGCUAGCGGUGUGCCUGCACAUGGCACUAUCAACGAAACUGACGAUGAAGAUGAGGACUGGGACAUGGUUGACACGCCUUCCGGUCAGAAGUUCGAGUCGGAGAUCAAUGGUGGCAAAGGCAACAAUCUCUUCUCACGAGGCGUGGUUGACACGUACCGCAUGCUCAGAAGGCAAGAGUCGUCCAAACUUCCGACUUCAGCAUCCUCUGGCAGCCGAGCGUUCAACAGGCUGUCUCGCAAACAACCCAGCUCUCGUCGAAAUUUGGGCAGUACCAGCAAUGGUAAUUUCAAUUCGACGAGCGCGGUCUCUCUGGAGUCUUCUGCCGCCCGAAGCGGCAACGAGACUGGUGGAGCGGUUUCUGGCGACGAUGCUGCCUCUGAGCGCGAAGCCGCAGAUUUGUCCAACAGCGCUGCUACUAACUCUGACACGCGGCACCGAAAAGCGGGAGCCAGCCCAAGCGUCGCAUCGUCCGAUGAGCAGCUCCAAGAACGCAACCGCCAGCGCAUGAAAAAGAUCAAGCGCUUUACUACCUUCUUCGAAGUCGCACGAUGAUGCCCUCAGUCAGCGGGCGGUCGGGCAAGCUCUGCAAAACCGCCAGUCCUGUAAUGCGACUCUGCACUAUCCCUUUCCAUCCGAUCGCGCCCAUUGCAGCAUUUCUUUCUCGUCAUCCAGUAUACCUGGCCCAUCUCACAAGGCCAUUUGUUCACCUUGGACGCUCGCAUUCGUCUCUGCGCUGCUACUCAUUCACCACAGGCUCUACGGCCGCAUCUCGG